Messenger RNA from Pocillopora verrucosa, 1650 nucleotides. RefSeq lists its product as uncharacterized. Gene Ontology annotation, biological process: regulation of apoptotic process. NCBI's taxonomy places the organism in Eukaryota, Metazoa, Cnidaria, Anthozoa, Scleractinia, Pocilloporidae. The record is from RefSeq and is a predicted model, not a curated record. Gene Ontology annotation, molecular function: protein binding.
UCGACGACACCCGCCAUGUCGUCACCGACGAACGAGGACUUUGACAAACUUCGACGGGCUUAUUCGGUUGUUUUGGACCAGAUUUCUCAUAAACUGGAUCAACUUCAGCAGGAUAAGCUUCGUUUCUACUGUUCUGGACUAAUACCGACGGAAGAUAGAGGCUCUUUAAACAUUUUGCGUUCAUUAGAACAUUCGGAUAAAAUUUCCUGGGCCAAUGUUAAUUUCUUGAAAGAGGCUUUAAGAGCAAUUGGAAGAUGUGAUCUCGCCAAACUGCUAGAGACGUUCGAAGUUAGACGCAAUCUAACGCUUCUUCUGGAUUUCUAUGCCAGAGAGAGACUUGAAGAGGAUCCCGUUUACGUUCCCCUUUCGCUGAAAACGACCGCGCGUCAUUUGUUGACAAUCGUCACAGAAAACGAACACGAAAGCUGCAGAUUUGACGGCACAAGAAUGAGAUCACUGGUGGAGGCAAACAAGAACAUCCUCCAAGUCUUCGAGGAAGAAGUUGAUGUGCGUAGUGGAGUGAACUCACCGUGGAGUAAACUGACCAUGCUUGUGAUAAUUGCAGGAGAAAUCAUUGUGGCGGCACAAGCUUCCAGAAGCGACGACAUACGCAGGAAUGAAAUGCUAGAGAAGUGUUUCAGUUUCGUUGAAAUGCUUAGCUACAGGAUGCUGGAACUUGGCAGCUGGGAUGAUUUCUGUGAUUAUGUGGAGGAAAGAUGCAAUGAUGUAUGGGGUCAGCGGGAAGGGUGCAACCGCAGCAACGCAGACGUAGCAGACGUGGUUCGACAACUGAGAGAAUCUCCUUUUUUCCUUUAGAUAGAUAAUUAGUCUAACAGUCUUAAUCAGCGUAGCAAGUUUUCAGAGGAUCAGGGGCGAGGUUUCACCUACCCCUCCCCUGAGCCUUGCACUUCUGUAGAAUAGCAGGCGGUCUGGAUCGCGCGGUUGCAUGACAAAAAAAAAAAAUGAAAAAAAAAGCUGCGAAGUAGAGACGCAUUUUUAUGUUUCAUUUCACUUUAAUUUUUCUCACAGACUAUAGAAUGUUUUACGUGCUGGCAAUGGAGUGGAGCUCCACUUCAUUGUUUUAGCACUUCGCUUUUAGCGCGCGUGAAAGACCGCUCUUUUUUUUUGGGGGGGGGGGGGGUUGAUUUAUCAUUGCCUACAUCUUCCUUCUGUUGAAGUCUAAGAGUUCUACCCUCACUUCACCAGACUGACACUCAGUGACUGACACUGACUACAACCAGAAUUUAUUGCAUAAACAAAAAAAUAGAAAAAUCAUGAAAAAAGUCGAAAAAAUUUCAAAAAUGGUUUUGAGGAUAUCGUCGGCAAAGGAUUGUGAAUUGAUGCUAUUGAAUGUUCAAGAAAUUUCGAAAAACUGCUAAAAUAUUACUACUACUGAAACUUUGAAAUUGAAACUUUUGAUAUUGAUGCUAUUUGAGAAUUUUCUAACGAUCGAGUAUUACACUGAAAGAAUGACUAAAGAUUGAAACCAAGAAAGAUACACAGUAAGAAAGUACCACAAAUGAACCAAGAAACAAGUUUAACAAGAAGCAAACCAAGUACCAAGAAAAAAUGAACACACAACUUAUGGCGGAAAAAAAAAACGAAAAACUAUGCAACAAAGAAAACUUACUUACAAUUUAUGGCGGAAAA